AUGAUUGUGAGCAGCGAAGAGACGUCUAUUUUAUUUGAGUUUUUAGAUAAUAAUAACAUAAGUAAAGAAACACUGGAUUUGCAAAUACGGGAAAUCGAGAGUAUAUUAUCGGUUGAGAGCAACUCUUCAGCGGUAACUGCAUUGUCGACAAUUCCCGCACAUAUUAUAUGCCAUACUCUUAAUGAGUCGGAAGGCAUGAAAUUCAAUGAACUAAUGGCCGCCACUUAUGAUCAACUAUUUGAGACAUUUCCUAUGAUUACGACCGAUGUAUCGGAUGUGUCGGAAGGCAUUCAAAAGUUGGCAAUUCGUUGUGAGUCUGCAGUCAAAGAGCAGAUAAAACGCUUCAACAAUUUCACCGCUUUUGGCAAUAUGUGUGAAAACGAUCGCAUUUUACUGGCAAAAGGUUCUGCCACUCAGUUGGCAUGUAUGCGAUCAACUUAUUUUUACCAUCAUGAUCAGGAACAGUGGACUUUUCCCGAGGUAGUCAUUUAA
Molecule: messenger RNA, 492 nt
Organism: Medioppia subpectinata
Lineage: Eukaryota; Metazoa; Arthropoda; Arachnida; Sarcoptiformes; Oppiidae
Source: the annotation of a GenBank genome assembly